CGUGGCUGCCGUCUUCGUCAUCCCUGCAGUCGCCCGCCCCAACCAAUCAGAAAAGCUCCCGUCCGGAAUAUCUGGCCUCGAACCAACUCGUCACUCCGAAGAGCAGCACAUCGCGACCCAAGCUGGACGAUUGCCUACCUCUCCGCCUGUACCACUGAGGCGCAUCCGCUCCAGCUCAUAUUUGGGCCACUUCUCUAUCCGCCAGGACCAACGACUCGGGGACAAGGUCCCUCCGCGGCAACACCAUGGCCCCCCCGCCGUUCCCUUGCGCGAGCAUCGAGCUCGACUAUCCGCUCUACGCCCUCGACUUCGACCAGGAGGAUUCGAACCACUUGGUUGUCGGUGGUGGAGGCGGUGCUGGGCGAUCCGGCGUUGGAAACAAGAUUACGAUUCUCGAGACGGCUUCCCAGCAUGAGCUCCGCGUGGCCGGCGAGAUCGACCUUUCCCGCGAUGAAGACAGCGUCAUGUCCCUCGCGAUGGGCCCCCGCAAGGGCAAGACGUCGCACAUCUACGCCGGCGUGAACUCCAGCCACGAGAGCAUCGCCAAGGGCAAGAACGAGCAUCUCCGCGCCCUCGGCAUCGAGCAGUCCAAGGCGCGCGCCUCCGCCGGCACCAAGACGGCCGACUCCAAGAUCACCGAGCUCUCGCGAACCGCGCUGUUCACCGACCCCGAUGCCGAUACCUACCAGCGCCUGCUGCGCAUCGCGGGGCCAAUGGGCGCUGCCGCCACGGCUAUGGGCAAGCAGCCGCAGCUGGCCGUCUUCGAGACUGCCGGGGCAGCUGCGAAGCUCAAGGGCAUCCUAGAGCUUCCCAGGGAGGCAGAGGAUCUGGACAUUGUGCAGACCGGGGACAACAGCUUCCAGGUCGCCUUCUGCCACAAGUACGAGCUGCAUGUGAUGGGCAUCGGCAAGGAGGAGAGUGAGCCGAGGAUGGUAUUCACGAUUCCCGAUGAUGACGCGCAGCGACCAGUUUUCCGAUCCAUUCGAUAUCUCUCGCCCAACUUCGUCCUCGCUGCUGCCAACCUCCCAAAGCGAAGCGGCGUCGUCCUGUUCGGGUUCCGAUUACCCACCAAGGCCAACGACAACGCGCGUUUGGCAGUGACUGCCCGGAUACCCAAGAAGGUCUCCGCCACGGCCCUGGCAGUCUCCAACCUCUCUCCCCCGGCAUCUCCCACUGCGCCGGUCGGUCAGACGCAGUUUGUCGUCGCUGUUGCCGGCCAUGACUCGUCCAUCUCACUAUACACGCUAGAGCACAGAACAAGCGGCUCCGUUGACCUUCUGACCAACCUCUGGCCUUUCCACACCCUCAAGGAUGUCCACGGAAAUGAUAACAUCACCGGCGUGGCCUUCUCGACCUUUGUCGCCCCCCAAACACACAUUCGUCAACAGUUCAUCAAGCUCGCCAGUAUCUCCCUUCAGAAGACUGUCGCCGUGCACAGCAUUCCCCUGCGCAAGCACAUCGACAAGGCGACCAAGAACAAGAACGGCCCACCCCGUCCCGUCCGCUAUGUCGUCGACAUGAAGUCGCGCGGCCCCUCCUCCCGCGGACUCAUCAUUACCCUGUCCGUCUUCGCGCUCAUCAUCGCCAUUGUCGGCCAGGGCAUGCUUGAAGUCUUGGUCGGCCGGCCCCCGAUCAUCCACGCACACAAGUUCCUCCCCAGUUGGUACGGAACCCUACGAACCCCCAAGCAUCAACCAGAUUUUUUCCUCAGCCAGGAGUUCCUCUCCAAGCUGGGCGGCGGAGACAUCAAGACUCAAGCCGGCGAAAUGUUCGUGGUCUAUGAGGGUAGUGAGACAGCUCCCGCCACUGGCGAGAAUGGAGCCGAGGAUAGCGUCAAGAUUCAACUCGAUGUCCACGACUCGGCUGUCCACGGUCCCGGCAAGACCUGGGAUGAUCUGGGUGCGGAGCAGAAGGAGGCGUGGAAAGCCCGUCUCAAGGAUGCUGGCGCGUGGACACAGCACAUGGGCGAGAAUGUCUUCAAGGGCAUCCUCUUUGGCGAGCUCGCAGGUGCAGUCGGCCGUGCGGUUGCUGGCUAGAGUUGGAGACACGCCAUAGUAUUCAAAUCGGGCAGAGUAACAUACCUUCCGGGAGGUGAAGCUGUAUCAAUAUCUUGUGGAGUAGGAGUUUCGUGACGGGGAUUGUCUUUUGGUUUUAUUGUGGCUUCUGUAAACGAUGUUGAUGAACAAGUAUGCGGCCAAGUAACAUGUAUGUAGAUUGAAGAGAAGGCAAUCUGGGCAAACACAACGUAAUUGAAUGUCAAAUCAAGCAUGAGUCGAUGA
Messenger RNA from Ilyonectria robusta, 2279 nucleotides. RefSeq lists its product as uncharacterized. Gene Ontology annotation, molecular function: protein binding; GTPase activator activity; guanyl-nucleotide exchange factor activity. The record is from RefSeq and is a predicted model, not a curated record. The coding region runs from base 246 to 2036 and encodes 596 amino acids. Gene Ontology annotation, cellular component: endoplasmic reticulum membrane. Gene Ontology annotation, biological process: protein secretion. The transcript has 2 exons. NCBI's taxonomy places the organism in Eukaryota, Fungi, Ascomycota, Sordariomycetes, Hypocreales, Nectriaceae.